CUGAGAUGCCAUCUGGGACUGGGCACUGACAACAGCCUGGACGGCCUGGAGGGCAGAGGAUGCAGUGGCAGCGUGAGCACGAGCGGCAGCGGCAGCCUAUUCAUAAACCAAGUGAAUUCGCCAAGAAUAGAAGUCAGCGAGUCAAACGAAGCCGGGCGAGUUAUUCAUUCAGCCACCGCCCAACUAUUUAAGGGCGAGUGGCGGAAGCUGGAACAUCAUCAGUCGCUCUACAUCAACUGAACGCUCCGUUCACUCAAACGAUCAUCAGUUCAACCCUUUUCAUUGUCACAGAGAAAUCGCCAUUAACUCAACGAAUUACGAUGCAGUUCUCAAUGCUAUUGCUUUUGGGUGCCCUCUGCGUAGCUGCCGAAAAACCAACUGGUGGUCAAAGUGAUGUGGCCGCCGUCAGCAAGAAUGCUAAUGCGACUAGCGAAGAAAUCGCAAGGGACAAACGUGGAUUUGGAGCUGCUUCCUCCGGCGGUGGGAGUUACAACGCUUCGCCCGCAGUCACCGUUCCCAACAUUCCGCAAUCCAGCGAUCCUUACUCUUCCGGAAGCUCUUCGUCUUACUCUAGCGGAUCCAGCGGAUCGUCUUACGAAUCCAGCCAGGCAUCUUCGUAUCCUUCGUCCGACUCUUACAAUGCAGCCCCAGCUCCAGCCCAAUCCAGCUACGGUUCCUCAUCGGGAAACAGCUACGAAUCGAACCCAGCACCUUCCUACUCGGCUCCCGCUUCUUAUUCACCUGCUCCAGCCCCAUCAUCCAGCUAUGGCGCUUCAUCUGGAAAUAGUUACGAGUCGAGCAACACCCCCUCCUAUUCACCAGCCCCCGUUUCUUACUCACCAGCCCCUGCUCCGGCUCCAUCCAGCUACGGUUCCUCAUCCGAAAGCAGCUACGGCUCAAGCCUCACACCUUCCUCUUAUUCACCAGCCCCAGUGAGCUAUGGUGAGUCAUCAUCCGGAAGCAGCUAUGGCUCUUCCUCCGGCGGAGCUGGCGGUUAUGGAUCGUCUGGAUCGCAACACGGACCCAGUGCCACAUCGCUCGCCGAACAGGCAGCUAACCAGGCCAAAGCGGCCCAAAAUGCCCAGGCUGGCGCAGCUGCCCAAGCAGCCCAACAGGCAACCUCUCAACUUGCCGCCCAGGCCUCUCAAGCCGCCCAACAAGCCCAGGCAAUCGUCGCUGCCAAACAGGCCCAGACAGCCAUGAUCACUCAAGCGGCUCAAGCGGCCCAAUCUGCAGCACUAGCCGAAGCUACAUUGGCCAGCCAAGUUCAAUUGGCGUUCCAGGCUGUCCAAAGCACUCACGUUCAGGCCACUCAACUCGCCCAGUCCAUUCAGAAUCUGGCUCAAGCUGCCAACAACCACGCCAAAACUGCCACAUCCGCCGUUCAAGCGAUUCAGGCGGUCCAAUCUGCGCAGAACCAAAUGGCAGCUCAGGCCCAGCAGAACGCCGCCCAUCUCUCUCAGAAGCAGCAGGCCAGUCUAGCUGAUUUGGCUUCGGCUCAACAAGCUGCCAACAAAGCGGCCGCUGCGGCUUCCGCCGCCCAAUCCAACGUCUCCGGCGGUGGAUCCUACUCGACCGGCUACGGCGGUGGUAGUGGCAGCAGCCACGGUAGCAGCUCAUCCGGAUACGGCUCACAGUCUCAGCAGUCGUCGUCAUCGUCGACCAGCUACGGAAGUUCAUCCGGAGGAUCCAGCUAUUGAGAAUAGGACGAGGACGAGGAUUGGCACGACGAGACUUGAUACUCCCCACCCCUUUUAACCGCCCACUUACAAACACUACGAGGAAUGAAUAAUCUUUUGUAUCUCAUCAGCCAUUGACGUCCAGCUGUGCUGCGUCUUUGGAUGUUUACGAUUUUCUAUACAAAAUAUAUACAUAAUUAUAUUUCAAAUGGAUCUUGAGAGAAUGGGGAUCAAAAAUACAGAAAAAUGGAUCGUUAAA
Molecule: messenger RNA, 1938 nt
Organism: Daphnia pulicaria
Lineage: Eukaryota; Metazoa; Arthropoda; Branchiopoda; Diplostraca; Daphniidae
Product: flocculation protein FLO11-like
Exons: 7
Coding region: 321-1700 (459 amino acids)
Source: RefSeq, a predicted model, not a curated record